Messenger RNA from Echinostoma caproni, 831 nucleotides. NCBI's taxonomy places the organism in Eukaryota, Metazoa, Platyhelminthes, Trematoda, Plagiorchiida, Echinostomatidae. The record is from the annotation of a GenBank genome assembly.
AUGCCUCGUCGUUCCGGUCACGCACAAUCUGAUGAAAAUCCACCACCGAGGCGUCAAAGCGCUCGGAUAGCCGCUGUGCAAGCUGCUUCCCCUGCUAAAUCGCCUGCCAAGUCGCCGAGGCGAAAGAAACAGUCAACAGAGGCCAACAAGGCUCAAUCAGAGGAUACGGAGUCCCAGCAGUCACAAAUAAAGAGUGAAAGUAGUGUUGAAGAGUUGAAUGGUCUUGAAACUAGUUCCUCAAAAGACCGUGAAUCUGUCGUGGAUAGUCAAGAAAUACCAACCAAGAAGGCCAAGGUUGAUGAAGAAAACGGUGGUAAGCUUGUUUUGUUCAAUACUAUCUUGGUAGAUGCCCCGAAAAACGAAGUUCCUGCACCGGAAGUCCCAGCGCCUGAACAUGAUAAGCCAUCAGCUAAGGAGGCUAUGGACUUUGAAGUAGUAGAGAAGAGUGACGUUCCUCCCCCGGACAGUGCCGAAGUUCGCGCUGCAGUUUCAGUGCAGGGUGAGGAUGGUCAACUUUUAGUUGGCUUUGUACAGGUGGACAAGGACGAUCUGCCUUCAGCUACCAGCGUCGAAGUAAAGCAACCGACUACCGAGGAACCAGAGACCCAAACAUCAAACAGUACAGCUGCCCCAAGCGUGACUGAAACUCCUGUUGAAAAUUCUGUCAACGGAGACAGCAAUCAUCAUCCGGAGCCGGCUCCAGCAGCCGAACCGGAAGUCCAAACAAAGGUCCCUGCAGCAGCGGCUGAUGUGGCCGCGCAGCCUGUCCUCGCUCCCGCCGCCGGUGAUGGCACCGCAGAUACUAUCGUAUCCGAUCCCGUACAACAGUAG